AUGGGUAGCAGGCUGGUAAUCGGUCUUGACUACGGCUGCACCUUUACUGGUGUCGCCUUCUGUGAAACCUCCGACACAAGCGUAGCCGAAAAGAUUAUCGAAGUCAUUCAAGACUGGCCCUCUUGCCAUACCAUAGUCGGUACGAAGGAUCAAGUCCCGAGCGAGAUCUCAUACACAGAAGAUGGUAUUGUGUACGGCGCUCUCAUUCCCCCGAAUGUGCAGCGUCAUAUCUGGACCAAGCUUGAGCUCGACACUCCACAGCUUGAAGACACAACCAACCUAUCGAACGCCAACGGUACCCAGGACUCAGCCGUACAAGUUGUCUCUGACUUUCUCGCGGAAGUGAAGGUGCACCUACUCAAGAACCUCGACCGACGCUAUGGUAGAGAGCUUUGGAAGACCCUACCCAUCACAUUGGUGGUGACCGUUCCGGCUGUAUGGUCUGAUGCUGCCAAAGACCGUACACUAGAGGCGGUUCGUCAAGCAGGGUUUAAAAACUCCGGAUUCCCGCAGCUGAAGAGGGUCGUCACCAUCACUGAGCCAGAAGCUGCCGCAAUUUAUACAAUCCAGUCGCUGCGUGGUGGUAUUCAAGACAAACAAUUCGCGAUCGGAGACGGGUUCAUUGUUUGUGAUAUGGGAGGUGGUACGGUUGACUUGAUCUCAUACCGUGUUGCUGAACUUGAACCGACCAUCCUUGAAGAAGCUACUGUCGGCGGAGGUGAUAAAUGCGGAGGCACUUUCGUUGAUCGCGCUUUCAUUCGUUGGCUAGAACGCCGUCUAGGUACGGUCGACUUCGCAAAGAUUGCUGGCUGCAGGAGCGAAGAGCUUCCACACACAUCUAUGUCUGUGAAGUUGGGCAAGAUGCUUCAAGAUUUUGUUCUGGGAGCCAAGGGCGGCUUCUCGGGGAAGCAGAAGAACUACAUGCGUCUUCCGCCUCCUUUAAGCGCCAUUGAGGAGGAUUCAGUUAGAGGCAUUAUCGAUGGUGAGAUCCUGAUCACACCCAACGAUAUGGAGGACAUGUUCGGGUUUUCCCUUCGCCGCACCUAUGAGCUCUUGUUGGAGCAAAUGAAGCAAGCACGCCUCAGUGGCAAGGUACGGAUCAACUACAUUGUGUUGGUCGGCGGCCUUACAGAGUCGCCAUACAUGUUUGAUAAGAUCCAGACAUUCGCAGAAGGCCACGGCCUGCAAGUAAUCCGGCCUCCAAACGCUUGGUCUUCCAUCGUUCGCGGUGCUGUAGUGAAGGGUCUCGAAGGAGGUGGUCGCGCGCAGAUCAAGAAUCGUAAAUGCCGUAGGCACUACGGGACUGCUUGUAGUUAUCUCUUCCGCCCCACCAAGCAUCGGGAGACUGAUAGCUACAUCUGUUCGUUCACGGGCACGAAGUGGGCUGAUGCUCAGGUCGACUGGAUGCUCAAGAAGGGUCAGAAUCUCUCUACCAACACUGACACUUAUGCCAAGAUUGAGAUGUUCCAUCGUUUCUGGUCUCUAGAUAGGCCUUCGGCUAGCAUCGAUUUGAUCGCGUCAGAUACGGAUAGGGCUCCUCUACGCUCCAAGGAUAAGGAUGUGUACACUGUAGCAACUCUCCAUGUCGACCUGAGCAGUGUUCCACAGAGCGCAUUCAAGCGUGAUUACAGUCCCUCUGGCGUCAUGUACUAUAAGCUCAAUUACGACAUCGAGUUGUCAGUCCAGUCGUCUCUUGAGUACUCUGUCUUGGUCAACGGUAUCCGAUACGGAUCAGUGACUGCCAAGUAUACUUAG
Alternaria arborescens is the source of this 1755-nucleotide messenger RNA. RefSeq lists its product as hypothetical. NCBI's taxonomy places the organism in Eukaryota, Fungi, Ascomycota, Dothideomycetes, Pleosporales, Pleosporaceae. The record is from RefSeq and is a predicted model, not a curated record. The coding region runs from base 1 to 1755 and encodes 584 amino acids. Gene Ontology annotation, molecular function: ATP-dependent protein folding chaperone; ATP binding. The transcript has 4 exons.